AGAAAACCACUUGUGUUUAAGUUAGUGGUGUUCGGGCCGUAACUACUCGUCCACUCAAUGGCCUCGUCUCAGUUCGGAUGGUUUGACGCAUUCCGUGAUAACGGCGGACCCGUGUUAUACACGUCUCCCAAUCGGACGGCAGCCGUAGAGGACGUCCGCAAUGUCUUAAUUUAUAUAACAUUCAGCACACUAUUCAUCGCUUUCCUCAUAAUUUUGCCCGGAAUUCGCAAAGAGCGGUUGUCCACAUUCAUAUGCGUCACCAUAAGCUUAUUUGUUGGCGCUGUCAUAUUGAUUGCCAACUGUGGCACCGCAUGGCAUGUGGCCAAUGCCUCCAUCUCUAGUCCCUACCGAGCCUUUUCUAAAGAAAAGAUAUUCGCAAACAUUGGUGUUAAAGUUGGUCUUCAAAGUGUUAACAUUACAUUAAAAGCGCGACCGAUUCAUAGGAGACAUGAAGAGAUCGAUUAUAACGAAAGAUUUUAUUGGAUCGGACCAACUGAAAUGAAACAAGAGUUUCAAACAGCUUUGGCUAAAGGACUGCCCUUUUCUAUACUAACUAUCGCUGAAUAUUUCAGUCAAGACGGAGAGGGAUUUUGUUGGGGUCGUAGCUAUCGAUUGGCCGGUUAUUAUGCAAACAUAUUGUUGUGGAUUGCAUUUUCGACAUGGAUUUUGAUGAACAUAUUGUUGUGUGCUGUUCCCCGAUAUGGGGCUUAUACUAUGCAAGUAACUGGUGUCCUAAUGCUGUUAACCAAUGCUAUCUAUACAUUAUUACUGCCCCGUAAGCCACUAGUGAUACCAUUUGAAGGGGAAAACCUAACGUUCAGUUAUGGCUGGUGUUUCUGGAUUGUACUCAUCGCAGGUGUGACAUCAGUAUUGGUCGGAGCACUGGUCACUAUAGUGGACACACUGUUUCCUAAUAAGUUUUCUACAAUACUUGAGGUCGACUACGACACACCAUACAGAUAUUUUGUGGGCAAUGACGCCCAUUUAAUUGGUGCACCCAUACCUACUGCAAAUGACUGUUCCCAUACAACAGUCUCAAACACAAGCUCGGGAGCUACCGAAUCAACGGCAUGUUGUGGUCAGACACUCGGCAGUCAAGCAAAUGGUCGGGUAGUGUCCAAAACAAAGAGCGAUGCCUCGACAUCUACCACACCUGAAGUAGUGAACCAACAAAACCAAAAGACAGUCGCUGUCAGCGAUUCUACAGUCAUAACCACUGCCAAAGUGGAGGCCAAUAAUGGCAUUACAAACAAUGGAUAUCAGAAAACUGAUGACGAGGACAGUGAUGUCAGUACUACUAUYAUCGAUGGCAAGAGAGCUAUAUCUUUGAAUAAUUUCGGCAAAUUUGCGGCACAACAACAACUCAAAGAGCAUAAGAGUAAUGCCAUAACAUUAAGGCAUAAAACUUUUGAUUUUUACUAUUAG
Oppia nitens is the source of this 1425-nucleotide messenger RNA. RefSeq names its product dual oxidase maturation factor 2-like. Gene Ontology annotation, cellular component: endoplasmic reticulum membrane. The record is from RefSeq and is a predicted model, not a curated record. Gene Ontology annotation, biological process: protein transport. Bases 58 to 1425 code for a protein of 455 amino acids. The transcript has 8 exons. Lineage: Eukaryota; Metazoa; Arthropoda; Arachnida; Sarcoptiformes; Oppiidae.